GAAGGAGACAGAGGAGAAGAAGACAAGACAGAGAGGGAGGGGGAGAGAGUAAGACCGAGGCGAAGGAAGGAGAUUUACUCCAAGCAGAAGAACUUGUGAGAGAAGAAACCAGAGACCAGAGGAGAGGUAGAGGGGGAGGGAGUUAGAGAAGAAAAUCCCAGUGAGCUGGUGCCCCUCCAAAAAUUAAGGACACAUCGGGCCUUUUAUUUUAGGAAUGAAUGCUGAUCCAUGUUUGUCUUAUUGUGAAGCCACUGCCAUGGAUUGUUACUACAGCCCGACCACAGGCAGGGAGCCGCAGAGUUCUCCUUUUAGGGCAUUCCAGCCCAGUGAUAAGUUUAGUCCUGCUUUCCUGGCCAGCAAAGGACAAGGCUUUGGAGACAAGUCCCGGGGCUCCUUCCAACAGGACUGCCAGUCUAUGGAUGGCAGCACCAGCGAGCAGCAGCAGCAGCAGGGCUCCUUCACCAAGUACCAGUCUCACCACAGUCAGCCCCAACAGCAGCCUCACAUCUACAUGCAGAACAGCUCCUGCAAGUCUCCUGCAGACAGCCUGAAGCUGCAAGACAGUCCUGGAGACCCCCUCCUUCCUUGCUACGGAAAAGAGACUUCUCUAACGCCAAAUAGUGAACCCCCAGGAAUGGACGGUGGAUAUCUGAAUAAGGAAGGUUCAGGAAAGGGCUCCCAGGACCGAGGAAGCAAUGACCUUCCUAUGGAUAAAGGCGAAUCGGAGAGCAACAAAGGAAAGAAGAGGAGGAACAGGACCACGUUUACAAGUUACCAGCUGGAGGAGCUGGAGAAGGUCUUCCAGAAGACGCACUAUCCAGAUGUUUACGCCCGGGAACAGCUGGCCAUGAGGACUGACUUAACUGAAGCCAGAGUGCAGGUUUGGUUCCAGAACCGGAGGGCGAAGUGGAGGAAAAGAGAGCGGUUCGGACAAAUGCAGCAAGUGCGAACUCACUUCUCCUCAGCCUAUGAGCUGCCACUACUGACAAGAGCCGAAAACUAUGCCCAGAUCCAGAACCCGUCUUGGAUUGGGAAUAACAAUGGUGGUUCUCCGGUACCGGCCUGCGUGGUGCCAUGCGACACCAUCUCCUCCUGCAUGUCCCCCCACACCCAUCCACACUCCGCCGGGGGAGUGUCAGAGUUCCUCAGCGUUCCGGGCCCCGGCUCUCACGUAGGUCAAGGGCACACGAGCGGGCUCUUCAGCAGCGCGGGCAUGGGACCCGGAAUAAAUGGUUACGACUUGAACGUUGAACCCGACCGUAAGAGUUCCAGCAUCGCAGCACUCAGGAUGAAAGCCAAAGAACACAGCGCGGCAAUGUCGUGGGCCACAUGACAGCGCUACCAAAACAUACUGACGCUCCAGCCGCCCUGUGGCGCAGACCCACGCUCUGUAACGGGGAUGCCUGCAAAUCACCUUCCCAUGGACUAAAAGCUCACCAUCUACGAGACGCCGACUUCCGAGGAAAUGCCGGGAGCUCUACAAUUCAGGGAUAUUUUACCUUCAUGGGGGAUUGACCCAGCAAAGCAUGGCGGCUUCCGAUACCUGUCAAGACUGCGCCUGUCCCCUUCUAUGGUGGAGCCUUCUGCCAGGGUGUGUGUGUGUGUGUGAGAGGGAGGGGUGCUUGGACUCUGCCUGGGCCGCUAUGAUGUUCAGGCAGAGCUGCCUGGUGCCUCAAGGUUUUAUAAUGUCCUGAGGAACCUAAUGGAAAAGGUUUAGCUGCCAAUUUACACAGAAGCUUAUGGUGAUUUCGGGUUAGAACAAUUGGAUAUCAGAUUGCUUUGCUGAGUUUAUUUUUACUUUUAACUCCGUUUUUUUCUUUGUAUUUCUUAGCCAUGAGUGGGUGAGGUGUGUACAUGGGGGGCAGGGCUCUCCCAGCCAAAUGCAAAAGAGGACCCCCUUACUGGUGCAAAUCACAAAGGAGGGCCCAGCGCUCUUCUAUAUCCUAUGUAGGGCGGCCAUUGUCCAUGGUGAUGGGGUCAUCCUGAAGAGUUUGGGGCCACUAUAACUACAGGAUGCAUAGCAGCUGCUACAGACAUGGAAGAGGGCCAGAGUCAAGGGAUUCGAUUAGGCUUUGCUAAACUUUUUUAUUUUUAUUUUUUACCAUGGAGGGGCCUAAAAAACAAAGAGGGGCUAAAAAUUCCUCUUCAUUCAAAGUCUUGGUCCAGCCCCUUAAUGCAUGGGUCCUAUACUAGCUACAGGAUGUGUCCCUUUGCUACCUGUCGCAACUAGCGCAUAUGGUGCACCAUGGAGCGACUGGCAGCCCUCCGCCCUUGUUCUUUUAUGACCCUUGUGCCAGUUUCCCUCUAGAAACCUUGGGGCCCUGAAUAAAAGGUACACUGUCCAUGAGAAGUGUAAAGGAAAGCCACCCCACCAUAUACUGGGGCCUCCUAAUGUAUGGGCGCCAUAGUAGCUUCAUCUUUGCUAACAUUGGCUACAACUACCACACCCUGUAUUAUUCCAUGGUAAACUAUGGAGGGUCCAGCGCUCCUCUCCACAUCUCUCCUCUACAGUGUCCAACGGGCAUGGGGCCCCUUUAUCCUGGAGCCCAGCAACAUGAGCUGCCUCUAUACUACCUAUGCUGUUGGUGGUAGUGAACCAUAGAAGAUUCCCAAGUUAAAGCGGUUGUCUCUCUUCCGCAAAUGUCAUUUUUCAUGUAGAGAAUGUUAAUACGAGGCACUUACUAAUGUAUUGUGAUUCUCCAUAUUGCCUCCUUUGCUGGCCGGAUUCAUUUUUCCAUCACAUUACACACGGCUCGUUUCCAUGGUUCCGACCGCUCUGCAAUACAGCAGUGGUGGUUGUGCUUGCACACGAUAGGAAGAAGCACCAGGUGGCUGGGCCCUGUUGGAGAGGGCAUAGGCUCGCAUGCGCAGCAGCUCUCGUCCCGCCUUCUCGUAUCUGCGCUGCAGCAGUUGCCACAACCUCUGGAAACGUGGAGAAGUGUAUAAUGUGAUGGACAAAUGAAGCAAGCCAGGAAAGGAGGCAAUAUGGACAAUCACAAUACAUUAGUAAGUGCCUGGUAUUCACUUUCUCUAUAUGAUAAAUGCAGUUUGUUGAAGUCAGACGACCCCUGGAGCCAGGAGCCAGGCAUAAGGUGCUUAAAGUUAUAAUAGUCACUUGAAUUCCCAUGAAUGUCUGAAGCAGCACAGGCCGGAGGGUCACAGGAGGGUCCUGUCCCACCAGAAACGAUCCAACAUAUUGUAAUUAUUGCACACACAUGAGAAUAUUAAAUUAAUUUGUCAUGGUUGCUUUGUUGCGUCGCUGAAUCCUUUUCUCUGAGGGGCUCCCCGCUGCGCCUUUCAAUAGAUGUACUAAUAGGGCUGCCAAAUCGGCCAUUUAGAACUGGAACAUAUGAAUUACACAUGCCGGGCGGAUACAAUGUAACCAGAGGGGUGUGCAUCUCAUAUGUAUCCAGUUCUUGUAACAUUUGCCUAUUUAUUUGUAAAUACUAAUAUAGCCAUACUUUUUUUUUUUUUUUUACACAUCCAGAAAAUUUGAGUAAACUAGGCUCCUUUAAAAAUAAAUCAAAUUUUAUUGAACAUG
Bufo bufo (common toad) is the source of this 3541-nucleotide messenger RNA. It is a transcript of the gene ALX4, whose product is annotated as ALX homeobox 4. The record is from RefSeq and is a predicted model, not a curated record. Gene Ontology annotation, biological process: regulation of transcription by RNA polymerase II. Bases 215 to 1333 code for a protein of 372 amino acids. Gene Ontology annotation, molecular function: RNA polymerase II transcription regulatory region sequence-specific DNA binding; DNA-binding transcription activator activity, RNA polymerase II-specific. The transcript has 4 exons. Lineage: Eukaryota; Metazoa; Chordata; Amphibia; Anura; Bufonidae.